AUGGGUGGGUUGCGGGAAAAGGCUUUGCGCAGGUUGCAUCGUUUCCGACAUAAAGAGCCUGCUGUCGACAAUCAAUCUACCGCACCGGACGGCAGUCGAAGUGAAACCGUUGAACCUGCAAAGGAAUCCCCAAGGAGAAGAAGUGCAUCCCUGGUAUCGAGUAAGGGGUCGAUCUGCAACUGGGAUCCGCACCAAGAAGAUGAGCUUCGGAGCCUUACAGGAACGAGAAGGCCACUGUCAACCAUCGACGCCCGAGGUGAGGCCAGCAGUGUCAAGAGUGAAGAAAAAGUCUCCGAUUCCAGCACGCCUGAAUCCUCGAAAGAGCUAUAUGACGACGGUAAAAAACAUCGAAAUCUCUGGAAGGAAGCCUAUGAGAGACUCCCUCCGACUAGACGAGAUCGACUUCGAAAAUUGGGCUACGAGCCGGGUUCGAAGACUUCGGAAGAAGGGGUUCUCUAUAUUCUGCUUAAUGAUCUCCAGAAGAAGCGGGUACUCUGCGAGAAGAAAGCCUGGAAAUACAAGAAUAAGUUUCUCGUGCGAGACUACGCUGCGAAAUGCGCGACGUGGGUGAAGUUGAUUGGAGAUCUCGUCGUUCCGUUCGCACCUUCGCAAGCUGCAGGGCCAUGGGGAUUGAUUAAAGUGGCUUUGGAGAUCCCUGUAAAGUUUGCCGACGAAAUGACUGCCUUGCUCGGGACGGUAGAGCGGGUUCUGCAGGCCACGUAUCGUGGCAGAGAAUAUGAGUCCGCCUAUGCGACCAGAAACAGUGCCAUUGCCGACACUUUGAGCCAAGACCUGGUCAGUGUCUACCAAGUUGUUUUGGAAUUGUUGAGCUACAGCAUUGACAUGUUGUCAAAAUCGACUUGGGCUAGAGUCUUGGACACAAUGUUUGACGAAAGCUCGGGGCUGUUCUCGGAUUUGACAGCAAAGGAAGAAGAGCUCGCUAAGACUGCUCAGGCGUGCAGUGCAGCGACAGAUAAGAAAAUUUUAAAACAUUUGCAGGAUAUUGGAGGGCACCUCCCCCGCAUAGAGGCCCAGGUGGCAGACCAGUUAAAAAAGCUUGACUGGGAAGAGGCUAUGAGAAUAUUAGACUGGAUUUCAUCAGUUAAAUAUGGAUCUCAUCAUGAUACUGUGAGCGGUAAUCGAACCCCAGGGACUGGGGAGUGGCUGUUACAACACCACACAUUCCGAGACUGGGAAGAAAGCAGCUCCUCGGCAGUAUUAUGGUUGCGAGGAUCUCCGGGCGUGGGGAAAACCUACCUUACUUCCAAGGUUAUCGAUCAUGUCCAACAUACUCUGACAAGAUGUCCAAACGACGAAGGCUUUGCGUACUUCUAUUGCAACCGAACCGAGGACAUCCGAACACGACCCCUUGCUGUAGCGCAGAGCUAUGUGCGUCAGCUAUCCUCAUCCCUAAGCAAGAGGAGCUCGUCGUACAUACAAUCUAGGUUUAAAUCCACCUACGAGGAGUUGAGUAUGCGUGGUUCCGAUCUUGACUUCGAACGCUGUAGGAUAUUACUGACAGAUUCACUGAACCUCUACCCUCGGACCACAUUGGUGCUGGACGCUUUUGACGAAUGCGACCGUGCUUCACGUGGUAACCUUAUUCAGCUAUUUGAGGACUUGCUGUCUAGCAGUAGAAGGCCAGUGAAGCUAUUUAUUGCAAGCCGCCCUGAUGGGGAUGUUCAGCAGCAAGUUCGCUCACAUCCAAACAUUGAGGUUCUGGCGACGGAUAACCACCAGGAUAUCCAGACCUACAUUAGUCAAGAGAUGGUAAAGAUGAACAGAAUGAACAGUGCCUUUGGCAAACUCCAGGAGGAAAUCGAGUCAACGCUCUUAGAGAAAUGCCAAGGAAUGUUUCAAUGGACCUACCUACAAUUGAAACAGCUCGGGGCGUGUACCACUCCUGAGGCUAUACGGGAGUGUCUAGGAGCACUCCCUGAAAGUCUCGACGAGACGUAUGAUGGUCUCUAUGAGGAAAUAGAGAACAACCCUCCCCACGACCGAGAUCUCGCGCUACGCGCUUUAAAGUGGGUUCUGGCCGCACGAGAACCACUUUCACGAGAAGAUCUCCUUGAGGCCGUCCGCAUCAAUCCUGAUCUUAUGACGACGGAGUUGUGUACCCCAAUCAGUGAGGACAACCUUUUAUCAUUGUGUCGCUAUUUCCUGGUCAUUGAUUCGGAGCGGGACGUAUGGAGAGUGUCGCAUUUGUCGGUCGCAGAGUAUUUUGAGCUUCGUCGGGGCUGGAAUGCUGUAGUCACCAACCUUAUGGUGGGAAAAGCGUGUUUGCUGUUUAUGUUGAGCGACACUUGUUGGAAUGAGAUCAUGUGCCAGUGGGCUGCCAGACCUUGGCUCUAUGAGCCUGGAAAAUCGGACUUCCUACGGCCAUUACUCUACUAUGUCACCUGCUACUGGCCAGAACAUAUUGCAAUCUUGGAACAUGCCGGCGCGUCGAAAGACGACUUGUCCUCUGUUACCGAGCUCCUGGAGAGAUUUCUUGGUGAUCCGCAGGAUAGCAGCGCGCAAUAUCAGACAUGGGCUCGGUGGCGAACCUUUGAACCUGCUAAAUACUCCAUUCUGGCCGUGUGUGAAUACGGGUUCCACCAGGUGCUGGACCGAUGGUGGAAUAUGGCCCAGCUGAAUCAUACAUUCACUAAUAUCAGGGGUGAGACCUACAUGAUGAUAGCUGCAAGAAAGGGUCAUGUGCCGAUCCUGCGGAUUCUUCUAAAAAAAGGGGGCGCCGUGGGCGAACAAGGCGACAAAGGGCGCUCUUCGACACCGCUGAUUGCAGCAGUUAACGGCAGAAAUUUUGAGGCAGCAAAUUUUCUGUUGAAGGAAGGUAAUGCGGAUGUCAAUUUGGAGGUAGACGACAUGUUUCCGCACAUGUCAUGCGCACUUGAGGUCGCUGUAAACAAUCGACACCUCGAUAUGGUGCAGUUUUUGGCCUCUGAGGGCUGUACACAUACAAACACACACCUGAGGUACAGUACUUGCGGUAGCCUCUUGGUGGUAGCAACGCUUAAGGGCUGGUUUCAGGGCAUAAAAACCUUGGUGGAACAGGGCGGAGCGGAUGUUAAUCUCGUUCUACAGUAUGGGAAGUACGGUAGCGCCUUGGAAUGCGCUCUGACCCAUCUUUACGACUGUCAAGCAAUAGUGGAAUAUCUGGUGCACACCCAGAAGGCCGACGUAAACCUGGCCGUCCAGACCGGUGAAUACGGGAGUGCAUUGGCGGCGGCUGUUGAGAGAGGGGAAUUACAAUAUGUUCUUUUUUUGAUUGAUAUCGGUAAAGCCGACGUCAACAUGCCACUACCGAAUUUCCCUUACGGCAGUGCGUUGGCUAGAGCAGCAUUUUUGGCUGGGGAAGCAUUCAGAAAGCCUCUCUAUCAUGGCCGUAUCUCUGGCUUGACAGAGAUUGUCCGAAUUCUGCUCGAAGAAGGAGCCUUGGUUGUCCUCGAUAUUGGAAAGGGAGAAAUUGUGGAUGCUAUUGAGGCUUGCAAUGGGCGCCCUAGACUCAGUCCGAAGUGGAUGUUGACAAAUGAUGAGGAUCCAAACGAGAAUAACGGGGGUAAAGAUGAUACUACAAGUGAUGCAGAUAAUGCGAAUGAUGAGAUUGAUGCAAACACUGCAGAUGAUGAAGAGGGCACACUCGAUGCACCUGGUGUACUUGAUGGCGAUGAUGCGGACAAUGAGCGUGUCAGGAAAGCCAAGUUGCUCGUCAAGGCCAUGCUUGCUGAUCUACACAAGGAAAUGUGGCAGCAGUAUAAAAGUGGUGCUCUUGGUAUAGAAGAAGCGAAAUAUGUGGAUGCUAAGUACGGUCAAACAAAACCUUAGAGAACCCUUAGCAAGCGACUAACUUCUGAAUUAUCACUAAUGCAUUGUAUAAGGUCG
Aspergillus welwitschiae is the source of this 3885-nucleotide messenger RNA. RefSeq lists its product as uncharacterized. The record is from RefSeq and is a predicted model, not a curated record. NCBI's taxonomy places the organism in Eukaryota, Fungi, Ascomycota, Eurotiomycetes, Eurotiales, Aspergillaceae. The transcript has 4 exons. Gene Ontology annotation, molecular function: protein binding. The coding region runs from base 1 to 3828 and encodes 1275 amino acids.